Molecule: messenger RNA, 573 nt
Organism: Hansenula anomala
Lineage: Eukaryota; Fungi; Ascomycota; Saccharomycetes; Phaffomycetales; Wickerhamomycetaceae
Gene: PAC10
Product: tubulin-binding prefolding complex subunit PAC10
Exons: 2
Coding region: 1-573 (190 amino acids)
Biological process (GO): protein folding; tubulin complex assembly; microtubule-based process
Cellular component (GO): cytoplasm; prefoldin complex
Molecular function (GO): tubulin binding
Source: RefSeq, a predicted model, not a curated record
AUGGAAAAUUUAUUGAACUCAAAAGUGAAGAAUCCUAGAGGGAUUCCACAAGCUCCUUUUGUUGAAAAAGUUGAAGAUUAUAUUAAAGAUCCAGCUGAUUUUGAGAAAGUAUUGAGUAUCUUUCAAGAAAGACUACAACAAUAUAAGUAUAUGGAACAAAGCAAAAUGAAUGCAGUUAGACAAUUCAAAAUAAAGAUACCCGAAAUCAAAGAUACAUUGAAUAUGGUUGAAUUCUUGAAUUCUAAAAAAGAUUCUGAUGAAUCAAUUGAAACCAAUUAUGAACUAAAUGAUACAUUAUACACCACAGCAGAAAUUCAACCAACAGAUAAAGUUCUUCUUUGGCUAGGUGCCGACGUGAUGUUGGAAUAUCCAAUUGAUGAAGCAAUGACACUGCUACAAGAUAAAUUAUCAACUGCACAAAAGAACUUGGAAAUUUCUGAAGAAGAUGCUGAAUUUUUAAGAGAAAAUAUCACAACAAUGGAGGUUAACACCGCUAGAUUAUACAACUGGGAUGUUGAAAGAAGAAGAAACAUAAGAUUAGCAGAACAAGGAACUAAGAAGUUGAGUAUAUAA